AUGUCCUCUUCCCAGCACGGCUAUGUCAAAGACCUUCUCAUUCAACCCCAAGCAACACGCAUGGGCUAUACCAGACUUGGUCGCUCUGGCUUGAAGAUUUCCAAGAUAAUUCUGGGAGCCAUGUCUUACGGAAGAAAAGAUUGGCUCAAGUGGGUUCUCGAGGAAGACGAAGCCCUGCCCCUUCUCGAACACGCCUUCAAAGCUGGCAUCAACACUUGGGAUACUGCCGAUCUCUAUUCAAACGGAGUCUCUGAAGAAAUCAUUGCCAAAGCGCUGGCAGUGUAUAACAUUCCCCGAGAGCGCGUCGUCAUCAUGACCAAAUGCCGCUUCGCCACCAGCGCCCCAGGCGAGCCUCAACUCUCUGUCUUUGCAGCUUCCAUCAAUGAUGGGGAGAUGGUGAACAGAGCUGGACUGUCGCGCAAGCAUAUCUUUGACGCAGUUCAGGCUAGUGUCAAGAGGUUGGGCACAUAUAUCGAUGUUCUGCAAAUCCAGCGCAUGGAUCCAGAUGUUCCGCGGGAGGAGAUCAUGAAGGCACUCAACGACGUGGUCGAAUUGGGUUUGGCACGAUAUAUCGGAGCUAGCUCUAUGCCAGCAUGGGAAUUCCAAGCGCUGCAAAACGUGGCAGAGAAAAAUGGCUGGCAUAAGUUUAUUUCGAUGCAAAACUAUUACAACCUCCUCUACCGAGAGGAAGAACGAGAAAUGAUGCCAUACUGCAAAGACGCAGGAGUUGGAUGUAUACCUUGGUCUCCCAACGCACGUGGUGUCCUCGCUCGUCCCUGGAACGGCCUUGACGAAAAGACUUCACUGCGGACCCAGCAUGACCAAACACUAAAGAGACUCUACGACCGAGAGAACGAAGCAGACAAGGCAACUGUCGACAUAGUAGAAGAGGUGGCUAAGGCGAGAGGACUUCCCAUGGCCGUAAUUGCUACUGCAUGGUGCCUGCAUAAGGGAGUCAAUCCGAUCAUCGGCCUGAAUAGCAAGGAGCGUAUCGAUGAAGCGGUGUUGGCUGCUAAAAUCACGUUGACGGAUGAUGAGGUUGCCAAGCUUGAAUCAGUUUACCGGCCGAAGCCUGUUACUGGAUAUUAG
Messenger RNA from Fusarium proliferatum ET1, 1089 nucleotides. RefSeq names its product related to aryl-alcohol dehydrogenases. NCBI's taxonomy places the organism in Eukaryota, Fungi, Ascomycota, Sordariomycetes, Hypocreales, Nectriaceae. The record is from RefSeq and is a predicted model, not a curated record. The coding region runs from base 1 to 1089 and encodes 362 amino acids. The transcript is spliced from 4 exons.